Cucumis melo (muskmelon) is the source of this 1007-nucleotide messenger RNA. Its product is annotated as nicotianamine synthase-like. The record is from RefSeq and is a predicted model, not a curated record. Gene Ontology annotation, molecular function: nicotianamine synthase activity. Gene Ontology annotation, biological process: nicotianamine biosynthetic process. The transcript has a single exon. Bases 49 to 903 code for a protein of 284 amino acids. NCBI's taxonomy places the organism in Eukaryota, Viridiplantae, Streptophyta, Magnoliopsida, Cucurbitales, Cucurbitaceae.
GAAGAGACUACAAAAAUUAUCUUACACUUCCCUUCCAUUCAUUUCCAAAUGGCAGCCCUCCAAUUUCAUGGCAUGGAAGCCGAAAUCUCCGCAGCGUUUCUGGUAGAUCGAAUCAUUGACCUUCAUCAAAGCAUCUUGAAGCUUGAAACCUUAAGGCCAUGCAAGAAAGUGAACAACCUCUUCACCAACCUAGUGAACUUAUGCAUUUUGCCUUGUUCAAUAGAUGUCUCCACGUUGCCACCAAAUUUACAAGCCAUUCGUGAGAGCCUCAUAAUUCUCUGUGGCCAAGCUGAAGGCUUACUCGAGUUAGAAUUCUCAACUUUGCUAAGCAAAAUCCCAAAGCCUCUCAACAACCUCACUUUAUUUCCAUAUUACCAAAACUACGUCAAAUUAGCCAACCUUGAAAACAAAAUUCUAAAUGACAAUGGAAUCGUCAAUCCUAAGAAGGUAGCUUUUGUGGGGUCAGGUCCUUUGCCUCUAACUUCAAUUAUUAUGGCCAUGCAACACAUGAAGGGCACAUAUUUUGAUAACUACGACGUAGACAGUGUAGCGAAUGAUGUAGCGAGAAAGAUCGUGGGGUCGGAUGCUGAGCUGGAGGGGAGAAUGAAGUUUUGCUCUAGUGAUAUUGUUGAGGUAAAAGAAGAGCUUGGAGGAUAUGAUUGUGUGUUUUUGGCUGCUCUCGUGGGGAUGAAUAAGGAAGAAAAAGUGAAGAUUGUAAGGCAUUUAAGGAAAUAUAUGAAAGAAGGUGGGAUUUUGUUGGUGAGAAGUGCUCAAGGAGGGAGAGCGUUUUUGUAUCCUGUGGUUAAAGUUGGAGAUUUGGUUGGGUUCGAGAUUCUCUCUAUUUUUCAUCCAACUGAUGAUGUUGUCAAUUCAGUUAUCUUAGCUCGUAAGCAAACUAGCUAGCCUAUAAUUAAAAAAGUGAAUUAUAUCUCAAAAUGUCUUCCUAUUGUGUUUUUUAAAGUUGUUUUUGUUUGAAGGGUUUGUAUUUGUGUGUCGCAUGUUUAUGC